Messenger RNA from Cajanus cajan (pigeon pea), 2782 nucleotides. Its product is annotated as protein EIN4. Gene Ontology annotation, biological process: response to ethylene; phosphorelay signal transduction system. The record is from RefSeq and is a predicted model, not a curated record. Gene Ontology annotation, molecular function: ethylene binding; phosphorelay sensor kinase activity; protein binding. Gene Ontology annotation, cellular component: endoplasmic reticulum; endoplasmic reticulum membrane. NCBI's taxonomy places the organism in Eukaryota, Viridiplantae, Streptophyta, Magnoliopsida, Fabales, Fabaceae.
AAACUUUAGAUUAAAAUUUCUUCCUAAGUCAUUGGACUUUGGCACCGUAUCGUUCACCUAAAGCGUGAUUCUUAUCUUCUUGGUCUCUGCCCCCAAAUUGUUACUGGUGUCAGCUUCUACUGUUGUAUCCAAUUAGUUAACUAUAUCAAUUAUUUAUUUGUUUAAUCAUUUGAAUUUAUUUAAAUUGGCAUUAUAAUGUGCAUAUAUAUGUAUGUGGCAAUUGUAAUGUUAAUUUGAGCUAUUAACUUAGGGGGGUGAUUUAGAAAAGGAAAAAGUUGUUGCCAUGGAAAGAGGGUUGUUUCUUAUGUUGUUCCUUUUGGUUACGGUGAUUUCUGUGUGUGCCAUCGAUGUGGAAUAUUCACAGUGCAACUGUGAUGAGGAAGGGUUAGGGCUUUGGAGCACACAGAACGUGCUGGUGUGCCAGAAAGUGAGUGACUUUUUCAUUGCCAUAGCAUACUUUUCCAUUCCCAUUGAGCUUCUUUACUUUGUGAGCUGCUCCAAUGUCCCCUUCAAAUUGGUCUUCCUUCAAUUCAUUGCAUUCAUAGUUCUCUGUGGACUGACUCAUUUACUCAAUGCUUAUACUUACUAUGGCCCUCACUCCUUCCAGUUGUUUCUUUCCCUCACUGUUGCUAAGUUCCUCACUGCACUUGUCUCAUGUGCCACUGCCAUUACCUUUCCCACCCUCAUUCCUCUUCUGCUGAAAAUCAAAGUGAGGGAGUUAUUCUUGAGGAAGAAUGUCUUGGAAUUGGGGCAAGAGGUUGGGAUGAUGAAGAAACAGAAGGAAGCUAGUUGGCAUGUUAGGAUGCUCACAUGUGAAAUUAGGAAGUCGCUGGAUAAGCACACAAUCUUGUACACGACCCUUGUUGAGCUUUCCAAGGCAUUAGAUUUGCACAAUUGUGCAGUUUGGAUGCCUGAUGAUUGCAGGAGAGAAAUGCAUUUGACUCAUGAGUUGAAACCAAGCUCAGCAAGGAGUUUUCGCAAUUCUAUUCCUGUUGGUGACCCUGAUGUGUUGGACAUUAAAAAGAGCAAAGGGGUUUGGAUUUUGAGGCCUGAUUCAGCACUAGGAGCAGCAAGUAGUGGUGGUGGAUCUGGGGAUUCGGGUGCCAUUGCAGCCAUUCGCAUGCCAAUACUUCAUGUUUCCAAUUUCAAAGGAGGGACACCAGAGAUGGUUGAAACAUCUUACGGUGUGCUGGUUUUGGUUCUUCCAAAUUCAAACUCCAGGGCUUGGACCUGCCAUGAAAUGGAGAUAGUGGAAGUGGUUGCUGACCAGGUGGCUGUAGCCUUGUCUCAUGCAUCUGUGCUUGAAGAGUCUCAGCUUAUAAGCCAGAAACUUGCAGAGCAAAACCAGGCGUUGCAACUGGCUCAAAAGAAUGCAAUGAUGGCCAGGAAGGCGAGGAGCUCGUUUGAGAAAGUCAUGAGUCAUGGAAUGCGGAGACCUAUGCAUUCAAUCCUGGGUUUGCUUUCAAUGUUUCAAGAGGAUAAUAUAAGAUAUGAACAUAAGAUUGUUAUCGACUCAAUUUUGAAAGUAAGCAAUGCACUCUCACGAUUGAUUAAUGAUGUCAUGGAGAUUGCUGCGAAAGACAAUGGAAGCUUCCAGCUAGAGAUGAAACCUUUCCAUCUACAUUCAAUGAUGAGGGAGGCGUCUUGCACUGCCAAGUGUUUGUGUAUAUAUAAAGGCUUUGGUCUUGAAGUUGAUGUUGACAAGUCUUUGCCUAAUCUGGUCAUAGGUGAUGAGGCAAGGUCUUUCCAAGUAAUUUUACAUAUGAUUGGCUAUUUAUUGAGCGUAUAUGAUAAAGGAACUCUCAUUUUUCAAGUUUAUGUUGAAAGUGAUGGUGGAGAUAAAGAUGAUAGAAAUUUUGGAAUAUGGAGAUCAAGCAUGCAAAAUGACUACAUAAAUAUAAAGUUUAAUUUUCAGAUAAAUGGUAUUAGUUCCCAGUCAGAUGAAUCAGUUUCAACAAGAAUUUACACUGGUAGAAGCUGCAAAAAUGAACCUGAGGAAGGCCUGAGCUUCAGCAUGUGCAAAACGCUGGUGCAGAUGAUGCAAGGUAAUAUUUGGAUAUCAACUAACUCUCUGGGUUUGGCACAAGGAGUGACACUUCUUCUCAGGUUUCAGACAGGAUCAUCUCAGGGAAGAUUCAUUCUUGUACCUAAAGAAUUUUCAAAUUCCCAGUUUAGAGGGCUUAAGGUUGUAUUAGCCGAUGAUGAUGAUGUAAACAGGACUGUGACCAAGAAGCUGCUUGAGAAACUUGGAUGUCAAGUAACUGCUGUUUCAUCAGGAUUCGAAUGUCUUGGUGCUAUGACUGCCUCAGGUAACUCAUUCAGAAUUAUUCUGUUAGAUCUUCACAUGCCUGAAAUGGAUGGUUUUGAAGUUGCAAGAAGGAUUCGGAAAUUCCAAAGCCAUAAUUGGCCCUUGAUCAUAGCUUUUACCGCAAGUGCCGAAGAACACAUAAAGGAGAGAUGUCUACAGGUGGGAAUGAAUGGAUUGAUUAGAAAACCUAUCCUCCUUCGUGAGAUAGCAGAUGAACUUAGAACAGUCCUGGAACGUGCAGGUGAAAAUUUGUGAGAACAAUUUUAACUAUCUAAAAUUUUUUUGGUUCAUCAAAAUUCAUUACUUCGACAUUCUAAAGGAAAACUUGGAAUUCUUAACAAACUAAAUAUACUAGAUAGUAUACUAGGUUCAUUUUGCUAACCAUUUUUCUGAAUGAGUUAGCUUUCUACAAGGUGUAUGUAACUGCUUCCCACCAUCAAACAGAAAAAUGAUCAAAUGCAAAAUUUCUAAAAA